AGGGCCCGUGCUGUUCCCCAUGUCGCCCACCAGCCCCGACACCAGCGGCGUCGUGGUGGGCGCUUCCGGAUACGGCUUCGUGCCCCCCGGCUCCCAAGGAGUGCAAUCAAUAUUUUUAUCAUACUUUAGAGUGUUUUAUUCAUUUCAAAAGGAACAAGAAAUUAUUAAAACUAAAAUAUUUACUUUCUGCAUGGCACGAAAUUGA
Messenger RNA from Gryllus bimaculatus (two-spotted cricket), 205 nucleotides. NCBI's taxonomy places the organism in Eukaryota, Metazoa, Arthropoda, Insecta, Orthoptera, Gryllidae. The record is from the annotation of a GenBank genome assembly.